AUGAACAGAACGGUUGUAGAGCUGCCAUUUUCGGGACGAUUCUUCGUUCAUGAUAUCAACUAUGGUAUAACUUCUAACCAGAUAGAACUACAGGAUCCGGAUGACUGCCUUCCUAGACGUAUUUCGAAUCAGUUGAAUCUCUCGGGUACCCCUUUCUUUGCUAAUCAGUAUGAGACUUUUUCGUUUUUUAGCUGCCCAUCAGAUACUUUCUUUUCGUCUUCUUACUCUUGGAAGAACAUCAGUUGCCUUGGUAACUCUACACACAAAGUAUUCGUUACAGCUUCAACAAGUUCCGUUGGUAUUAAUGCAAAUUGUACGUUAAUUGCUACUAUGCCAGUUCCAGUUGAAUACAUUUCGAUUAUGUACAGAUAUCUUUGGUUUCCAUAUGAAACCAUUCGUCUUACGUGGAAUUUGAAAGCACCAUACUGCAAACGAAAUUGCAAUGAAAAAUCGAACUUUCCACCUUACUAUUGCCGUGAUAUCCGUAAUGUUGAUAGAAUAAUUCAUCUUGUCGUAGGCAUCAUUAUACCAACUGUCUUAGUGAUCGCUGUUUUGUGCUACCAUGUUUUAAGAAAUAAAGGCUUUUUCUCUGAUGGUGGUCGUGGUCAUGCUGAGAUAGCGAACUCCUCACAAGUAGUCACUAUCAACACCAGUCUUGAUGUGUCUGCAGUACAAUCCUUUCCCACAGUAGUUAUUAGUGAGAGUGGACGACUGCCUAAUCAAGACAUUAAUCUGUGUUCAAUAUGUUUGUCAGAGUAUCAACCUAAAGAGGUGGUAAAGAUAAUGCCAAUCUGUAACCACUAUUUCCAUGCUGAUUGUAUUGAUUCUUGGUUUCGUUUGAACUUGACGUGUCCUGUCUGCCGGACAUCUCCUUUCCCUUAA
Papaver somniferum (opium poppy) is the source of this 882-nucleotide messenger RNA. Its product is annotated as putative RING-H2 finger protein ATL21A. NCBI's taxonomy places the organism in Eukaryota, Viridiplantae, Streptophyta, Magnoliopsida, Ranunculales, Papaveraceae. The record is from RefSeq and is a predicted model, not a curated record. Bases 1 to 882 code for a protein of 293 amino acids. The transcript has 2 exons.